Puccinia graminis f. sp. tritici CRL 75-36-700-3 is the source of this 3090-nucleotide messenger RNA. RefSeq lists its product as uncharacterized. The record is from RefSeq and is a predicted model, not a curated record. Gene Ontology annotation, cellular component: nucleolus. NCBI's taxonomy places the organism in Eukaryota, Fungi, Basidiomycota, Pucciniomycetes, Pucciniales, Pucciniaceae. The transcript is spliced from 4 exons. Gene Ontology annotation, biological process: positive regulation of rRNA processing; positive regulation of transcription by RNA polymerase I. Bases 67 to 3090 code for a protein of 1007 amino acids. Gene Ontology annotation, molecular function: RNA binding; protein binding.
GUUCGAUUUUCAUAGCAAAACAUCUCGGCCUUGCCAAGAAAACGAGCGAUCCAACGAGGACACAAGAUGAAGUGGCAGACCUUACUCCAACCCAGCCACCCCAGCUGUCAACCACUCAUCUCAGAUGACUCAAAACUUUGUUUUCUCGCUGGACUACCUCCCUCGAUCCACGUCUAUUCUACUGAAUCGAACCUUUCAAUCUCAAGUUUUAACAUACCCGAUCCACCCCAAAAAUCUAGAUUAAUCAAGAUUCUCAGACAUCCCAUCUCACCCCAACGCCUUCUCAUCCUAGUCUCCUCAACCGGACAGAUUUACUUUUAUAAUUUCAUCGAAAAUGCCCUCAAAGCCACAUAUCAAACCAACUUAUCCAUCACUCAUGCUGUCAUUCGGAACUCGCCCACGCCCUCUGGUUCAUGGUCAAUCGAUCAAUCAAAUUCCACAUCAUUAACCCUGCUGCUGAUCACUAAAAAAGCAGCCUCAGAGUCACAAAAACUGAAAUCCAAAGGUCCACCUACAGGCACGAGGGACAAGAAUCGCGAACGGGCAGCCGUCUAUGCUGUCAAGCUCGAAAAUUCAUCGUCUCUCGAUCAGCCAAACCGACCGAUACAGAAAAUCAAUCUCCUCACAAUCGAUCCCGUCUCUGCUUUCUCUUCAAGUCCUUGUGGAAAUUGGCUUGGUCUUGUGACGGGUCUAAAUAUAUGGAUCAUCAGAUUAAAGCCAUUCGAUUUGUUUGACCAAAUCGAUGACCAAGAAUUAUCUAAGAAGGCGAGGUUCGAAACGCUGCAUUUGGCAGCCCCCGAGCCGAUCACUUGCAUCGCCUUUCCAGCCAAGACUCAUGCCGACCACUUCGACUCCUCGCAACCUCCAUCGAGCGAUGUGUCAUGUGUGCCAUGCGAUUUCUUUGCGACGGGAUCGAGUUCAGGAAAGAUUGCACUUUGGCAUGCCUUAUCAGAAGCUCAGUGGACGACGCUUGCUGAAUUAGCUACUCGGACCCCAGGGACCGCUCUCCCGUGUCCUACAUCGUUAUCCCACUGGCAUUCUCACGCCGUGGCUGAUCUGACGUUUACUCGCAAUGGAUCCCAUCUACUGAGUGGAGGAGAAGAGGCCGUAUUAGUCCUAUGGAGAUUAGAAGACUUCAGUGGAAUCGGAUUGGACUCCAAAACUUUCUUGCCCCGAUUAGGCACACCAAUCUCGAGUAUUUCUUUGAUCGAGAAAGUAGACGUCAACGAACCUGGUGCAUUGGUUACUGGUCUAGAUGGAACUCUAAUGAUCGUCAACAUUGCGACGAUGAGCCUCUCGAAAACUUUGAAAUUGCCUAAAAUGUACCAACUACCAAGCGUUUACAAACAUCCCAAAAAGAAGGCUAUUAUCUCACCGAUUUGCUCCCCAGAAUCUUCUCAAGGCCAUGUCAAGUCUUAUGGUAAUCUGCUUUUGCAGUCCUCUUAUCCUUGUGGGUUACAGAUCCUAGAUGGUGGUUCGGGAAGAGUCUUAAGUGAGAUCUUUGUGAGGCCGAGGAAUAUCGUCAGUCGGCGAGGUGAACGACCGAUCGUUGAGCCCAAGCUAUUGUUUGCUGAGCUGGGUGGGAUCAAGGAUAAAUACUUGGCUACUAUCGAUAGUUGGGUGGAUGAGGAUCGUGGAUUUUCUCUCGAAAUCACCCUCAAGCUUUGGGAAAGGGUUCAAGAGGGAAAUUCGGAUGGAUUCCAAGUGAUCGCUCGAGUCGAUAAUCCACACGACGACUCUCAAAUCACUUCAUUAAAGUUAUCCACUGACUUGAUUCCUAAAAUUAUUACGACUUCGAUCGAUGGGACAAUCAAGAUAUGGAGCUCAUCCUCAACUAGUCCACAUCUGAUUACUGUCCCAACCGCGAUCACGCCUAUGACGACCACAUUACCCAAAAGUAAAAAAUUACAAUCGACUUCUGGAAAAGAGUUCGAAAACCUCAAGUCGAUCAAAUUAAAGCUUAAGAAUUACAGCAUCUCUAAAACGGUGAUUUCGAAGGACAACUCGAUCUUCGUCUCUUUACAUAAUGCCCCCGGUCGGAAUGUCAUCUCGAUUUGGGAUCUAAAACAUUUCACGUUUUUAAAGAGCUUUAACUUGAACUCUUUUGGCUCUCUAACUCAUCGUCUGCCUCAAAAGUUCCUCAUUAAAGAUCUCGAAUUCAUGGGCGAUAAACAUCAGUUCAUCUUUUUUCUCGGGAAUUUUGGCUGUGGUUUAUUUGAUUUACUAACCGGUUCUGAAAUCGGAUUUUGGUCAUGUGUGCCUCAAUUUAUGGUCAAGACACCCGACGAUAAUAAGGUGGUAGUAAUACACACACAGACCUCUGGGGACGAAGACACCAAGGGGAAAACUUCAGGAGAGAAAGAAGGAGAGAGAGAGAAGAAAAAAGGCAAAUCGAAAAUCGACAAGUUGGCAAUUAUCGAUGUUGUCUCUAAGAAGACUAUUGUGAAUCACAAGAUCAAUAAUUCCCCUUUUUCAGGGCAAUUCAUCGCCAUCAAAGCUGGCUCAGAGCAGAAGGAUUCAUCUAAGAAAGAUGACAUUUUAGAUGGUUUGGUUUUGAUCACCGAGACCUCGGGUUUGAUCCGGGGUGGAGAGGCGGUUGAUGAUCAAACGUCUUCGAGUAUCGAUCAAGCGCUACGGAUCGAACAAGAGCUUGGGAUUUCGACUCAGUUGCCUUUCCAAGAGCUCUUCCAGAAGAAACUUGACCAUCGUCAAUCUGACCUUCAACUUACUCAGCUCGAUCGCGGCCAGACUAAUAAUGACCAGGAAUUGGAUUUCGAGUUCGAUCGAUUGGUCGAUAUCUCGCCCCAUCUCGUCCCGCCUAGUAGGCUCCUUUGGUCAUCUCUCAUCCGCCCAUCUAAGCGCCCAACUCACACCCCAAAUCAAUUGGCUCAAACAAAUGGGGUUUCUUCGCAAUCUCAACAAGACCACUCUCUUCCAGCAACCCAUCUCCUCUCUACCUCCUCAGAUUCUUCCUACUCCCUCGAUCAUCGGAUCCCUCUGCUCAAGUUUAACCAGCUCUUGCUCUCCAAGCUUAAUCACGAUAUACCCUUGGAGCCUCUCCAAGUGCACGAAGUCUCAUUGUCUCAAUAG